Messenger RNA from Carya illinoinensis, 1035 nucleotides. RefSeq lists its product as uncharacterized. Gene Ontology annotation, biological process: telomere maintenance; DNA repair. Lineage: Eukaryota; Viridiplantae; Streptophyta; Magnoliopsida; Fagales; Juglandaceae. The record is from RefSeq and is a predicted model, not a curated record. Bases 1 to 1035 code for a protein of 344 amino acids. Gene Ontology annotation, molecular function: DNA helicase activity. The transcript has a single exon.
AUGCUAAAGGACAUUAAUGAUUCAGAAUUAUCUUUUGGUGAAAAAGUUAUCAUAUUUGGUGGAGAUUUUCGUCAGAUUCUAUUUGUGGUCCCAAAAGGAACAAGACAACAACAGAUUGAUACUAGUUUAGUUUCUUCCUACUUAUGGCCAAAAUUGACAAAAAUUCAUUUGAUUGAAAAUAUGAGUGCAAGAUUAGAUCCAGAGUUUUCAAAAUACAUAUUGGAUUUAGGGAAUGGGUUACCACCAAUCACAAUUAAUGAACACGUCAGAAUUCCUGCAGUCAUGUUAAUUCCAUAUAAAAAUGAUGCUGCUUCUUUGGAUCAUUUGGUGGAUACUGUUUUUCAUAAUAUUUCUGAUUAUUCAGCAAAUAUUUCAAGCAUGAUGAAUCGAGCUAUAUUGACACCAAAAAAUAGUUAUAUUGAUGAAAUAAACACUUUGCUGAUUCAGAGAUUUCCUGGAGAGUUAAAACAAUAUUACAGUUUUGAUGAAACAAUCGACGCAUCUGAACAAGCAGUCAUGGAAGAUUUCUUACACACUUUAACACCGAAUGGACUUCCUCCACAUGAAUUAUUGUUGAAACAAAACUAUCCAAUCAUGUUAUUGAGAAACAUCAAUCAUUCAGAAGGACUAUGCAAUGGAACACGACUAAUUUGUCGCAAUUUUGAUCGUAACGUUAUUCAUGCAGAAAUUGCAGUUGGUCAUCACAGUGGCAAAAAGGUUUUUAUUCCAAGAAUUCCAUUUUUACCAAAUCUUGAUGAAAACAGUGGUUUCCCAUUCAAACGAACUCAAUUCCCUGUUAAACUAAGCUUUGCAAUGAGUAUAAACAAGUCACAAGGACAGACAUUAGAUUUUGUUGGGAUAUACUUGUCACAUCCAGUUUUCUCACAUGGACAAUUAUAUGUACUUUUAUCAAGAGCUAAGACUAUUUCUACAAUCAAGAUUUUGAUACGACCAAUCUCAACUGAUGAGUCAGAAAAAAACUGCACAAAAAAUAUUAUCUACACAGACUUAUUAACAUUGGCCUCCUCUGAUUGA